AUGCCCAUCGAACUGAAGGCUCUGGGCAAACCCCAAAAUCCAACCUUGCGCUCCAUGCGGCGACUUGAGACCGGCUGUACCAGGCCCUGGCUUCCUUUCAAAGGCCUCUUCCAAGCGGUCUUCCCAAGCUCUCUGUCAGCAGACUCCGGACUCUCCUCCAACAUGCUCCUCGUCCUGCUUUACCUGGCUGCACUCAGCCAGACUGUAGCUUCCCGAGAAGAAUUUCAAAGCAGUACCACCAUAGAUAUCAGCGCCUGCCCCAUCUACUUUUUUGGACAACGUUACAACAAUUUAUACAUUGCAUUUAACUUCCGCAAGUUUUCCGCACCAGUUGUGAGAAUUGCUGGUUAUACCAGCAAAACUCAUCUCGUGGACUUGGUUGUCCGUGGUGUUAUCCUGGAUAAGUGGAAUGUUCUCUAUAUUCACCAAGCUUUUCGGGGUGUGACUCAAAAGGCUUCAGUGUACAGUGCAGUCAACAGGCGAACCUCACAGUGCCCAUCCACGUGCACUGUGAUUGGCUCCACUGUCAUCAGGUUUGACGGCAAUGUGACCUCCAUCCCAAAUCGCUGUACUUACUCUCUGAUGUCACAUAGGGGUGUCCGGCUGGAGGCGGUCUUCAAGGACCGCCGCCGUAAAGACAUCAGUUUUCUGGACCAAGUGAUUCUGUACAAUUCGGGUGUCAGCUUUCACCUGGGACAAGGUGGAAGAGUUCAGGUGAACGACACGGUGCUGAGCCUCAGUGACGUGCCUCAGCAGCUUCACGGCGUGAAACUCUCCAAGGACAAAACCGGAGUCACCGCCAUGUUCCCGCUCUCCAAGGUUUCCGUCUUCUUUGAUGGCUACACCGCACAGAUCACCACGCCAGGUGGAUUCCCCAGCAUGCAGGGUUUAUGUGGCAACAGGACUCUGAGUGACAUGAAGUCCGCUUCCAGCUCCUCCAGCUGUGAGGUGCUGCACAGGGAACGUAACGACACAAGCAUCAACUGCACCAUGGUGACGGAACGCUGUAAUGUCCUGAGGGAGGCGCCCUUCACCGCCUGCCACAACCUCACCGACCCAGAGCCCUUCAUCACCGCCUGCACCAGCAAUCUGUGCAAAUAUCCAGUGGUGGACGGUUUCAGUCGGUGCCAGUUCCUGGAGGCCUACGUCGCCGCCUGCAACCUACAGCCUUCCAACAAAACCCUGCAGGGCUGGAGGUCAAAAGCCAACUGCUCCGCCCCCAAGGUCAUCUGUAACGACACCUUCUGCAGCCCUCAUGAGUUCUGUGCGGUCGACAUCAGUGGUAAAACCAGCUGCUUCUGUCGGGCCAUCUUCGCCUCCAAAUACAGAUCAAGAAACACUUUAGGCGAGCCGACGGUCUGCGAUAACAACUCCGCCACGGUCACCCUGGCCGGUUGUCUCCUGAACGAAAGAGGCGUCGACUACUCCAUGUUACACCUCAACAACAACAGCUGCAGAGGAGAGAUGGACAACAAGACCCACAUGUUGACCUUCAGCUUCGACAGCAACAACACCUGUGGGACGGUGGUAAUGGCCAACAACAGCCAGAUCAUCUACAAGAACUCCAUCAUGAAACAGAACAACACUGGCGUCAUCACUCGCCACGACCAAUUCCAGAUCGACUUCUCCUGCUACUACAACCAGCCAGAGAUCAAGACCAUGGCCUUCAAAAUCAGAAACAGCUCUGUUAUCCAGAAGAUUAUAUCUGGACCUUGGAAUUACACUCUGACCAUGAAGGCCUACAGCGAUGCCGGCCGUACAAAAGCCAUCAAUGCAAGCACCGAAAUCCAGCUGCAGCAGAAAGUCUUUGUGGAGCUGAAGACCGAGGGGCUGGACGACCAACUGGUUUCCGUGGUGACCGAUUCCUGCUGGGCCACCGACCAGUCGUCGCCCAAUGGGAGUCUGAGAUACGACCUGAUCAUGAAAGGCUGCUCCAACCCAGCCGACGACACAGUGACGGUGAUCGGCAACGGACUGGGAACAUUCAACUACUUCUCCUUCAACAUGUUCCAGUUCACUGGGAAGAACGGUGACAUCUACCUGCAUUGCAGACUCAACCUGUGUGUGAAGAACAACAACACCUGCGCGCCGAAGAUUCAAACCAGUUUGGCUCUGUGCCACAAAGUCCCAGCCAGUUCUCCAGACUGUUGA
Seriola dumerili (greater amberjack) is the source of this 2151-nucleotide messenger RNA. RefSeq names its product alpha-tectorin-like. Bases 1 to 2151 code for a protein of 716 amino acids. The transcript has 17 exons. NCBI's taxonomy places the organism in Eukaryota, Metazoa, Chordata, Actinopteri, Carangiformes, Carangidae. The record is from RefSeq and is a predicted model, not a curated record.